Oryzias melastigma (Indian medaka) is the source of this 1043-nucleotide messenger RNA. RefSeq names its product protein Wiz. The record is from RefSeq and is a predicted model, not a curated record. Gene Ontology annotation, biological process: regulation of transcription by RNA polymerase II. Lineage: Eukaryota; Metazoa; Chordata; Actinopteri; Beloniformes; Adrianichthyidae. Gene Ontology annotation, cellular component: nucleus. The transcript has 4 exons. Gene Ontology annotation, molecular function: DNA-binding transcription factor activity, RNA polymerase II-specific; RNA polymerase II cis-regulatory region sequence-specific DNA binding. The coding region runs from base 338 to 1027 and encodes 229 amino acids.
GGUGUGUGUGGAGUUUGGUAUACGCUCUUUGGAGACUUUUGUCAGAAAUUUAACACAUUAGCAAACGCUGGUCGUUUUUUUUAUUCCUUUUCCUGCAGCCCAGUUCUGAUUUCAGAAAACCAAAGGUGUAAAUCCCUGCUGAGCUGCUGAUUCAUGCUGACUGACCUGUGGAUGUGGCUCCACAGACCUGCAGUCUCCUCCAACGGUUCUCUGCGACUUCUGCGGUCAGCUGUUCGAGACGCGGAAAGCCCUGUCCUGCCACGUCCGUGCCCACCUGCGCCAGCUCGGCCUCACCUGGUCGAUAAGGACCUCUCCCAUCGACCUCCUCAAAGAGGUCAUGCUGCACGGCGAGGACAGGAAGAGCAAGCGGCCGUGGACUCCGCAGGCCUCCAAAAAGCCCCGGAGGAGCCUGUCAGCAGAGGACGGAGCUUCCACCUCCUGCACAUCCCCUGUGGAUUAUUCCAUGAAAGACAAGUCCCCGUCGGGGAAGGCUGCGGUGCCUCGUAUGGACACCUCCUGUGAGCUCUGCGGGUUUGACUUUGAGAACCGUAAGGCGCUGGCGAGCCAUGCUCGGGCUCACCUGCGACAGCUGGGCAUAUUUGAGUGGAGGGCAGACGGCGCCACCUCGCCCAUAGAGCUCCUCAGUGAAAUCAUCCAAAAAGAUCCUGCCAGGGUGACCGAAAUAACCAAACGCUACCGCUUUGGAGACCUCUACAUCAAAAAGGCCCAGAGAGCCCAGAGAUCUGCUUCCCCCUCCGCAUGCCCGGACUCUGGCGCUGCGGCCGGUGGAAGCAGGAGGACGUUGGUGCAGCAGGAGCUCAAGGCCAGCAGGAAGGACCACAGCAGCAUGAGCGUACACACUCCAAAAGGGGUCCAUCCUCUGAAACACGGAGUGUCGUCGGGGCAGGAUAACCGGAGCUCGCAGCGGCCGCCCCGCUCUGGCAGCAUCCCCGCGCUGCUGCCAAAGCCCCCCCUCACCCCGCUGGUCAAACUGGUUGGGAAGAUGUACUCCCUCAAGUGCAGGUGAGUGGCUGAGGAGGUGU